This is a messenger RNA of Naumovozyma dairenensis CBS 421, 771 nucleotides long. It is a transcript of the gene RRP17, whose product is annotated as rRNA-processing protein RRP17. Bases 1 to 771 code for a protein of 256 amino acids. NCBI's taxonomy places the organism in Eukaryota, Fungi, Ascomycota, Saccharomycetes, Saccharomycetales, Saccharomycetaceae. The record is from RefSeq and is a predicted model, not a curated record. Gene Ontology annotation, molecular function: RNA binding. Gene Ontology annotation, cellular component: nucleolus. The transcript has a single exon.
AUGGCUAUUCGAACAAAUAGACAAAUCCUUACAAAGGGGAAAAAUUAUGCUACAAAACAAUCGAAGAAAUUUGGUGCAGAUGAAGUUACAUUCGAUAAGGAUUCAAGAUUAGAUUAUCUUACCGGGUUCCAUAAACGUAAGUUGGAGAGACAGAAGAAGGCUAAAGAGUUCAAUAUUGAACAAGAUAGGUUGGCCAGGAUCGAAGAAAGGAAGAAAAUUCGUGAUGAAAGGAAAGAACAAAUGGAAGAACAAAUGAAGAAAUUUAAAGAAACUUUAGAAAUACAGAAGGAAAUUGAAGAUGACAUAAAUAAUGCCAAGAUUGGUGAGAACUCUGAGAAGAAGAAAGAUAUAGACUCUGAUUCAGACGAAUCGUGGAAUGGGUUUUCUGAUCAUAAUGAUGAUGAUGAUGCCGAUAAUACAAAAUCUGAAGAUUCUUCGAGCGUGAAACCAAUCCUUAAGGGACAGAUUACUGCAGUGUACUCUGAUGAUACCACUGUGGAAGUGGAAAGUCUGGAACCUAAUGAUAAUUUUGAAUAUAUUGCAAAAUUGAAUAACGUUAAAUUAGAACAAUCUGAAAAGGUACUCAAACAAAGUAUAAGUAGAGCCACUAAGUAUGCAAAAUUCUUAGGAAUGAAUGAUGAUGACGCUACUACUGAUAAAGAUAAGUCCCAGAAAAAGAAGAAGCAAAAGAAAAAAUUUAGAUACUUAACCAAGAAUGAAAGAAGAGCAAAUCAAAGAAAGGCCAACGCCAAUAAAUAUAGAAAGAAGUGA